Messenger RNA from Salvelinus sp. IW2-2015, 1135 nucleotides. Lineage: Eukaryota; Metazoa; Chordata; Actinopteri; Salmoniformes; Salmonidae. The record is from RefSeq and is a predicted model, not a curated record.
GAGUAAGGCUGUAGAGUAACAAAAUGUGUUAAAAGUCAAGGGGUUUGAAUACUUUCCGAAUGCACUGUAUCUAACUACCAUCGUGGGUUCGUCCAGCCUGUUCAAAGGGUCUAGUCAUUCAGGCCAGUCCUGCACUUCGAUCCACUGUAUAUUCCAAAAGUGUAGCAUAUUCCAAGUUAAGCCUAUAUUCCAAAAUGGAAUUAAUUCAAAUAGGCCUAAAUGCUAAAUAAAUAAAUAUCGAAGCCUUAGGGCGUCACACUCAUACACCAAUUGCAAUGCGUGUUAUUGUCUGGAAAGUGUGCCGGGUCAUGUGGAAUUGAAUAGGCUUUUAUAAAUGCAGUGCCAGCAAAAAAACGUUAAAUCGCCUAUUGGUGCGCAGUGGAAGUGGAGCUUUUCCAAAUCCCGCUGUAUCUACAGUGACUGUUCUGCUCUACACUUUUCAGUCAACAUAUUCAAACGUAAUGCAAGUUUUAGAGUAGCCCGGACACUUUUUGUUUACUUCACAAUUUUUGGGCAACAGUCCGUUUCACAGUAAACCACCAUGUUUUGGUCACUAUUGUGCGUAACCGUUUGCUUGGCAUCCCUACCUGCCGAAGCACAGAUCUCUAAUAGGUACGUUAUCGGAUGUCCCAGUCGUUGUGACAAGGCGAUGUGUCCACGUAUGCCAGCUGAGUGCUUAGCAGGAAAAAUCCUCGACCACUGCAACUGCUGCCCGGUGUGCGCCUCUGGAGAGGGCGAAGCGUGCGGCGGCAAUGGGAAGCUUGGAGACCCGGUGUGUGCAGAUGGUUUGGAGUGUUCGGUAUCGGGCGGAGUGGGCUACUCUGCCACCGUCAGAAGAAGAGGGAAGAGCGGCGUUUGCGCCUGCAAAACUACCGACCCUGUAUGUGGCAGCGACGGUGUAUCCUAUCGUAACAUCUGCGAGCUCAAGAGAGUCAGCAACCGGGCGCUGAAACUUCAGCAGCCACCUGUUCUGUUCAUUCAACGGGGAGCUUGUGGAAAAGCCCAGGACAACCCUAACAGUCUGAGACACAAAUACAACUUUAUCGCUGACGUGGUGGAGAGGAUCGCUCCGGCCGUGGUUCACAUUGCACACUCUACCCGACAAAAGUUUUCUUUACGACCCACCUGGAUGUAA